Lobosporangium transversale is the source of this 2328-nucleotide messenger RNA. RefSeq lists its product as hypothetical. The record is from RefSeq and is a predicted model, not a curated record. Lineage: Eukaryota; Fungi; Mortierellomycota; Mortierellomycetes; Mortierellales; Mortierellaceae. The transcript has a single exon. Gene Ontology annotation, molecular function: protein binding. The coding region runs from base 1 to 2328 and encodes 775 amino acids.
AUGUUACCCGAACUUCCCACAGAGAUUUUGGAUGACAUAUUUUCAUAUCUCGGACAAGGAACACUUCGUUUCGCAGUGUCCUUGGCCUGUCGUCGCUGGUACCAAAUUGCACAAGCUCAUAUCAGAAAAACAGUCUAUAUCUCCAUCGCCGAGCUUAGCUAUAGUCAUGGACAGGGAGGUCCACUCGAAAGCCCAUUUGGGAGAAUGAAGAAACGACGCCACCUUAAACAAUUUGCAUGCAAAUUAAAACAAAAUCUACCGUCAGCAUACUCCCUUGUCUACAGUUCGGGUUUAUCACCAAAAUUUGGUGCUGAAUAUUUGUACCCUGGAAAAGAAAAAGAGAUUUGGCCCAUCCUUGAGGAUGCUUUAGCCGCUGCAACCUCAUCACUUUCAGUAUCAUCUUUAGUAGCAGCUUCAAACAAUAAUAACAGCCUAGCCGAUGAUUUUAACAAUAGUGGUGGUCUCAGGAUUCGGAAGCUUGUCCUUGAUGCAGAUAUGGAUCAAAGUAUAUGGUCAAGAUUGAUGUCUCUUCUGAGCAUGCUCGGUCUUGGGCUCCUUAGCCUACGGAUAGAAAGCAUCCCACUUAGGAGCAUUGUCCCUAUCCAUGAGAUCCUCAGACCAUGUCCAAACCUUCGGAGUCUACGUAUUGCGUCAUUAACACCUCCGACAAUUGAUCAGGUGUCCCGACUGCAAGAGGAUCGCGAAGAAGGGUCGAAUACUAGGACCACUAGCAUCAUAAGCAUCAUCAAGCCAGGUAAUGCUCCAACCAUUAACAACGUUGCCAUUGGAGUCAAGCGUCAGUGGCCAUUGCAAUCUGCAACGUUCGAUAAUUUGGCGUUGCCUCUGACAGCACUCGAAUCCUUUGUUCAGAGUUGUCCCGAUCUCAUAGAGCUUCGAAUCAUCUGUGUCCAAGCCAUGACUGCAACCGAGGCUAUUCCUGGCCAUAUUGGGAACUUUAUAUUUCAUAAGGAAAGAAGGGACCAGUUUUUUCACCGACUGUCAUCAUCAACGCCACCGCCAGUACUGCAUUCAUCGUUGUCAGUAUUACAACCUUCUCUCUACUUGCCGAAGCUUAAAAGCCUCUAUGUAUCUAGAACUGCGACUUCAGCAUUCCAUCUUAUGGAAGAAGUCGUCCCGAUCCCACAAUUCCCAAAGGUCGAACAUUGGGGAUUUUCUACCAUGUGCAUGGCUUGGUUUUUCCGGGCUUCAGCCUGUAUAUUAUUGGAUCAGCACAUACAACAAUUCAAUCGCCUAACUACCCUUGAGAUCUCAGGGUGCCGGGACGUCUACAAUGACCUAGUCGGCAAUACGUUCGAAACUUGGUUGCAUCGAUUGUUAUGUUCAAGUCCCCAAUUGGAGCAUUUCAAGGCUCACAAGGUCAAUUUCCCAUUCCGAAUGCUUUAUGUGACUAAAGAGUUAAGAAUGAAGCCAUGGAGCAUGAGCCUAAUUUUCCCGCAUGAUGAGCAUUAUCAUUAUCAAGAACCUGAGAAAGUGUGGGCCUGCCAUAAACUUAAGACUUUGCAUAUAACAUUCGCAACCACGUACGAUUCUCUCAAGGGAUAUGAGGAGAUGGCACUUGUGGUUUUUGGAUACAUUAGUCGCGUCUGCCCUGAAUUAGAGGAUCUGUUGAUUGAUGAAGGUUUUUGUUUGAACCAGCAUCCAGAAUAUCUCUGCCUCUUGUCAAGGUUGAGACGAUUGAAGCGCUUGCAACUAACUGGUUUUGAACGUUCGACAGAGAUGCAGCUCGAUUGGAUCAAGCGCUAUUAUCAUUAUAUCCCACGGGAACAAAUCAGAUUCUACUGGGAACAUGAACCUAACCAACUACGACUUUCUACUUCUCCUCCCUCCUCCCCGAUAAGUACAAGGCCGUUGCAGAGACUUUGGAGGGUUAUACAGCUACUCAACUCAAUGUUUAGCAGCAAUGACAGUAUCAGUAUGUCAGAACAUAUAGUUUUUCGAGCCUUUGCCGUGGAGGAGGAGGAAAGGGCCAUGGAGAAGAAAAAGAAGAAUAAAGAAGAAGCAGAGGAAGAUGGGGAAGAUGGAGAAGAAAGUGAUGGAAAGGAGGUUAUUGAUGGUGUGGAUAUGACAUAUCUAGGUAAACUACAGGAUUUGGUCAACUACUUCCAGGAGCGCCGCUCAAAUAGAGAUGAGUAUUUGUGGCCAGAGUUAGAGACUAUCAGUUUCUGCCUUCGUAUGGAUUAUGGACAAGGCUACAGCAGUCGACAAACUAGCAACCUAUACAGCAUCAUUAAGAAGUAUAGGUCAGAAGUUAAAGUCAUAUUUACCUCAGCUAAAGCGCUCCAGAAGAAUUAUUUAUUAGAGGAAUAA